AUGAGAUCAUUACUUCCAUUCCUCUCCUUCUUUACGUCGCUAGCGGCUGCCAUUUGGCCCGCGCCUGUAUCGUAUGAGCAUGGCGACACGGUGUUAUGGAUUAGCGGAAAUGUCGAGUUCUUUGUACAUGAGGGGGGCGCAUCGAAUGUAGGCUCAAUUGCAGAUCAGGCUCCCUUGAUAUUCGCUUCAAACUCUAAUAUCGGGCCCGAACCCCAGGAUACACUCAAGCUGCGCAAGCACAAGCGCGACCUCCCAUCCUUCAGCAAUGCUGGCGUUGAUGACGAUACAGGGCAAGUGACGGGCCACGACAUCAUCGACUACGCCAUUGAUUCCGCCUACAAGACGAUUCUCAGGCGCAACUUUUACCCUUGGAAAUUCCACCCGCGAAACUGGACGGAGCCAAGUCGCAGCAGUGAUUCAGUCCACGUAUCUCGCGUGGACAUUACACUGCUAACCAGUGACCCCGUCAACAUUGGCAAACCCCUCGCCGGCGAUGUCGAUGAAUCUUACUCCCUGGCCCUCUCCACCUCGGGCCAUGCCUCCAUAUCUGCAAACUCCAGUAUAGGCAUUGCCCGUGGUCUAACCACCUUCACCCAGCUCUUCUAUCUCCACUCCUCACUUUCCUCCACCUACACGCCCUUUGUCCCCGUCAAAAUCUACGACGCCCCGAAAUUCUCGCACCGCGGCGUCAACCUCGAUGUCAGCCGAAACUUUUUCCCCGUCCAGGAUAUCCUCCGGCAAAUUUCCACCUGCGCUUACAACAAGAUGAAUCGUUUCCACCUCCAUGUCACGGACGCGCAGUCCUGGCCGCUGGAAAUCCCCAGUAUGCCAGAUCUAUCGGCAAAGGGUGCAUAUCGUCCCGAUCUCGUGUACACUGCCGCCGACUUUGCCACCAUCCAACGUCACGGCGCCCUCCAGGGCGUGCAAGUGAUUACUGAAAUCGACAUGCCAGGGCACACCUCUGUCAUCCAUUACUCGUACCCCGACCUCAUCGCCGCCUGGAACAUGCAACCAAAUUGGGACACGUACGCCGCUGAGCCGCCAUCCGGGACCCUCAAGCUGAACUCGCCAGCCGUGGAUGCAUUCCUGGAGAAGCUGCUCGACGACGUCCUACCCCGCGUCUACCCAUACUCCUCCUACUUCCACACGGGCGGCGACGAAGUCAACAAAAUGGCCUACACGCUCGACGAGACGGUCAACAGCAGCGACACGGCCACUCUGCAACCCCUGAUGCAGAAAUUCGUCACGCGCAACCACGACCAGGUGCGGAAACGGGGACUCACGCCCGUGGUGUGGGAGGAAAUGCUGCUGGAUUGGAAUCUGACGAUGGGUUCCGAUGUCAUUGUGCAGAGUUGGCAGAGCGAUGAGGCGGUUGCGCAGAUUGUGGCAAGGGGCCACAAGGCUUUGGUAGGAAACUAUAAAUAUUGGUACCUCGACUGCGGCAAAGGCCAAUGGCUCAACUUCGCCCCCUCGGCCGCCGCCGACGCAUGGCCCUACGAAGACUACUGCGGCCCCUUCCACAACUGGCGUCUAAUCUACUCCUACGACCCCUUAUCCGGCAUCCCCCCGGAAAACCAGCACCUCGUCAUCGGCGGCGAAGCACACAUGUGGACCGAACAAACCGACCCCAUAAACCUCGACCGCAUGAUCUGGCCGCGCGCGUCCGCCGCCGCCGAGAUCCUCUGGUCUGGAGCCAAAGACGCGCUCACGGGCGGUAAUCGGAGUCAGAUUGAGGCUGCGCCGCGACUGAGUGAGAUGAGAGAGCGUAUGGUGGCGUUGGGGGUGGGUGCGGAGUCGCUCCAGAUGCCGUUUUGCAGCAUGGAGGGGGGCUGUUCGUUGGGGGGUUGA
Plenodomus lingam JN3 is the source of this 1848-nucleotide messenger RNA. RefSeq lists its product as uncharacterized. Gene Ontology annotation, biological process: glycosaminoglycan metabolic process; carbohydrate metabolic process. The record is from RefSeq and is a predicted model, not a curated record. Gene Ontology annotation, cellular component: membrane. NCBI's taxonomy places the organism in Eukaryota, Fungi, Ascomycota, Dothideomycetes, Pleosporales, Leptosphaeriaceae. Gene Ontology annotation, molecular function: beta-N-acetylglucosaminidase activity.